Messenger RNA from Phytophthora nicotianae INRA-310, 180 nucleotides. RefSeq lists its product as hypothetical. The transcript has a single exon. Bases 1 to 180 code for a protein of 59 amino acids. Lineage: Eukaryota; Oomycota; Peronosporomycetes; Peronosporales; Peronosporaceae. The record is from RefSeq and is a predicted model, not a curated record.
AUGCCUGGGGAUUCGACUGCGGCUGCGUCGACAGUAGGCAGUGGUGACGAUGAUUCAAGUACUCCUGCUCCUCCGCUAGCAGCUCGUUCGUCCCCUCCCGAUGAAGACGAGAAGGAGAGCAGCGGCGACACGUCUCUGGGCGUGCUUGCUGAAGCCGCUCGGCGACUCUCGUCUGAUUGA